UUCCACUAUUUUGCGCAUAUUCUAGUCGAUCUGCGUCCCGUGGGUGCAAAAGUGACGCCACGUACAGCGGUUCCAAACAGCUGGAUGAGAACUGGAAACAUGUGCGCUCUAGGAUGAAGCAGCAGCUGAAUGGCUCUGUGCCGCAUGUCCCCAAACAUCCCAGGAACCAAACAAAGCAGUUAGUGCGCAUCAGAGGCGUGUGCGCUCUGAUGGGACACCACUAGGACCUCUCCUGGUGUUUCUUUCUUUUGGAUCUUAAAAAAAAAAAAAACGUGUUGGAUUUGAUCAGAACAAACCAAAAAGGAAUGAAUCAGAUGAAACUUUCCUCCGAGGAGCUGCGUUCUCUCCCACCGAGACCACCAAGUUUACCUGCAGAUUCUCCAAAGAGACGCUUUGUGAAGCUGGGGAGGAAAACCAGUGAUGGCUCUGAGAGAUCUGGGUCAUCCACUGGCAGUUUGUUGACCAGCAGAUCAGCUGAAGGCGUGGUCAUCAGACAGCCCAGCAAGAGCCGCAUCCGUCGCCAUACCAACCGACUCUCGGGCGUCUUUCUCCGCGGUCCCUCUUCAAGUUCAGGCCCCAUGGCCACAAGCCUCAGGUCUUCACUGUCCAUCCAAACCAAGAAGGCGAGUUUGACGUCAACAGAUGCUCUGAUUGUGGAGGAUCCAUCUGAGCUGUCCAAUCAGAUAACAGCUCCAGGCAUCCUGAAGAUUUUUGGGAGUGAAAUCUGUGAAGGAGCUCAUUAUAAGAGUGUCCUGGCCACCACACACUCCAGUGCAAAAGAGCUAGUCAAAGAGGCCCUUGAACGGUAUGGCCUGCGUAAAGAGGAAGCAGAGUCCUACGUGCUCUGCGACGCCAUUGGCUCCAUCGGCGAGCACCAGUGGAAGACGGAGGGCUUCCGGGUCGUCGGAGACAACGAGAAGCCCCUCCUCCUGCAGUCCCUAUGGAAACCAAGAGAAGGCCUGGCGCGACGGUUUGAAAUCCAGAGAAGGAGCUUGGUGGAGGAGAAGACUGCCAAAGAAAAAGACACCAUCACUGCCGGUAUCAAUGCCCAGGCUCGUAAGCUGCAGAAGAGCCGCUCCAGAGUGACCUCCACCCUCAUCGAGAGGACGACGACACGAAGCCAAAAACUGUGGCGGAGCAAAAGUGAGAUGGACCUCUUAGAUUCUGACACAGAAAACAACCCGGACACAAACCACGAUAAAAAUCAGGAACAUGAAAAUGAAAGCCUGGAGCAUAUUUCAGUGCUCCCAAAAACAAGCCCAGAACAGAAUCACAUUCAGUCUCAAAGAGUCGUAGUUCCCUCAGAGGGGGACGUCGGGUCCCAGGCCAAAACAGAGACCCUCUGUCAGAUGAAGGCAAGAACCGAGAGGGAAGGAGCGGAGUUGGAGAGGGAGGAGACGGAGAGGGAGGAGACGGAGAGCAGCGACGAUAACACCACACAGUACUCCAUUCAUCCUCCUCAUGACUGUCCAUACCUGCUGCUGCUACAGGGCUGCAGCCUCACACAGGACUUUAUCAUCUACCUUCUCGCGAGCCCCAGCACUGUCAUUGGUCGUCAAGGUGACCAUGAAAAUGAACCAAAGGCUGACAUCUCCCUCUUUGCCUCCGAUAUCAAGCCAAGACACUGCUAUUUCCGUCGCCACCAAGUGGGCAGCCCCACGGCGCUGUGCCCCUGUCAGGACGCUGUGGUCACAAGGAACGGUGAGGUUCUGACCAAAGAAGUGCAGCUGAACCCUGGGGAUGUCAUUGGCUUGGGACAGUACUACCUGUUUCUGUUUAAAGACCCUGCAGCUUUGACCCAUAAGAAUGUAAACAAAGAUGAUCCUGAGCCUAGCCUAUCUGCUGCUCCCUGGUUGUUGGGUCAGACCACUUCUUCUCCUACGACAAGUAACCCUGAGGAAAUGAUCCUCUGCAACACCUGCAUCUCUACUUGCACUGAGCCGCAGAGCCCGAGCAGCAAACAGUCCCUUUACAGAGAUCCUCCCCUGUUAAAAUCAGCCCAAGGCCACAGUUUGACUCUUAAUUAUGAGACAGAGCACGAGGAUCAAAUUAUCAAGGAGAUAGUCGCUUUGGGAAGUAGCAGCGCCAGUGACAGACCACCGCUGACAGUUGCAUUUUUGCUGUGCAUGUGUGUUCAGUAUUCAUCCACAUGUCUUCAUGCACCAGACCAGCGUAAGCUUCUACUGCUCAUUGCCAGUGGAGUUCAAAGUACCAUAUGGGAGAUCACAAAGGACUUAGCUGCAGUUCAGCCUGAAACUCACAGUUCAGACUCAGAGGACUUCCUGCAGCAUCUCAGCGUGGAGGAGGUGAUCUCAGGUUUGCGCCCCCUGGUGGUGUGGAUGUCCAACAGUCUGGAGCUGCUACACUUCAUACAGUACCAGCUACCUCUUAUUCUGGAGUGGAGAACCCAAAUGGAGCAUGGACAAGAGGAUAGGGAAGAGAGAGAUGACAACAGGGAGGAUGAGAACUUUGCCCUGUUAGAACUUCGACUGUCCCGCGUUCGUUCAGCCACAGAGGAGACAAUAGCUGUUCUGGAAGAGGUCAUCAUGCUUUCCUUUCAGCAGUGUGUGUACUACAUUACUAAGGCCCUGUACCCUACCCUGCCGGGUCUUCUGGACUGCAAUCUGUUCAGGGAGAAUCCAGAACUGGAGCUUUCCGGUGGUAUCAAACAGAUGGUGGAGGUCCUGACUGAGACCUGGAGGCUACUCUUGGACAGUCAGCUUCAUCCAGAGAUUUCCUCCCAGCUCAUCGCCUACCUUUUCUAUUUCAUCAACGCAUCGCUCUUCAACUUGCUUAUGGACAGAGGCUCAGAACCAGGUUUCUACCAGUGGUCCAGAGGAGUCCAAAUGCGUGCCAACCUGGACUUGCUCCUGGACUGGGCCCAUGCAACUGGACUGGGAGAACUGGCUUUGGAGCACACACAGACGCUCUCAUCAGCUAUAAAUCUGCUGGCUACACCAAGAAAGAAUUUACUACAGGCGUCUUGGGUGUCCUUGCGGUCUAAAUACCCUGCCCUGCGUCCAGCUCAGCUGAACCACCUGCUGAGUCUUUACAGCCCAGUGUCUCCCUGCAGACACACCUGGACUCCAUCUGUACAGGACCAUGUAGCAGCACACAAAACUGCUGAAAUUCUGGAGAGUUUUGAUACCCACCAUCCUCUAGUGCUGCCAGACAUGGGUUACCAGCUCCAACUGAGACAGGCAUUAACAGAUUUUGCCUUGAGGGAACAACUGGACAAGCUCAAAGAGUUUAUUUCCACACUCUCUGACUCACCAUCCAGUGAAGUCACAGCCGCUGGGGAUCACCAGGAUAGUCCCAUUCCUGUUGAGAAUGGUGUUGAUAUUCUUCCAAAAUCCAACUUAAAAAUCUUGGACACAUUACCAGCUGAGAUUGCCCUCUCUCAGGUGAAUGACCAGAACCACAUAUCUCCCUCCACCACCUCUCCUGUCUUACCUCCAUCACCUCCAUCUCCAUCCUGUCCUCUUCCUCCAUACCAUUUGGAGGACUUCAACUCCAGCGGUGCACUCCUUUUGUCCCAGAAGCUUCGUAAUCUGGAGCUUCAGAGUAGAGACACUGAAAGCGAUGACACAAGGAAGGUGGCACUGGACCCCUACUGUUUACUCACCCCACCCAACACCCUUCAUAUUAUAGAUCAUGCUGAUUUAGUCAAGGCAGAACAGGAUAAAUGGUUGAAAGCUGACAGUGAGACAUUUCCCUGGUCGUCUGAUGGAAAUGUACAUGAUGAAGGUGGAUUAGUGUUUGAAUGUUUAGCUGCACUGAAAGUAGACCGGUCCAAACCAGACUGCUAUACUAUGAAAACCCUUGUGGAACUUAAAGAGGAAGAGGAGGAGCAGGAGGAUGAAAGCGAUAAUUAUUAUGAAGAUGGUAACGAUGAAGUUUUCAGCUUGGAACUGGAACGAGGUGAAAGAGGAAUUGGACUUGCACUAGUUGACACACGGGAUACUUUGUUGAAGGUGAAGGGCUUAUUCAUCCGUGCGGUGGUCCCAGACUCCCCUGCAGCCCGGUGUCAGAAGCUGGUACCUGGGGACCGGAUCCUGGCUGUAAAUGGGAUCAGUCUGCUUGGACUGGACUACGAGGGUGGAAAGGAGCUGAUCCAGUCGUCAGGUGACAGACUGCAGUUACUGGUGGCCAGGUCUGACUGGAUGUCCAAGGCCUUACGGUCUGAGUGCUGACACUAAUUUCCUUGGAGGUUUUUUUACUGAGAGACUGUUAACACACUCUGAUUGCACUUAAAAUGUCUAUGAACAUUCGGAUUCAGGACAUGAGCCUUGAUUUA
Messenger RNA from Sphaeramia orbicularis (orbiculate cardinalfish), 4297 nucleotides. RefSeq names its product ras-associating and dilute domain-containing protein-like. Bases 306 to 4193 code for a protein of 1295 amino acids. The record is from RefSeq and is a predicted model, not a curated record. Gene Ontology annotation, molecular function: GTPase binding. The transcript is spliced from 18 exons. Gene Ontology annotation, cellular component: cell-cell junction. Gene Ontology annotation, biological process: negative regulation of Rho protein signal transduction; signal transduction; angiogenesis. Lineage: Eukaryota; Metazoa; Chordata; Actinopteri; Kurtiformes; Apogonidae.